This is a messenger RNA of Megalops cyprinoides (Indo-Pacific tarpon), 2666 nucleotides long. RefSeq names its product protein FAM76B. The transcript has 10 exons. Lineage: Eukaryota; Metazoa; Chordata; Actinopteri; Elopiformes; Megalopidae. The record is from RefSeq and is a predicted model, not a curated record. The coding region runs from base 285 to 1313 and encodes 342 amino acids.
GAGAGGAAAAAAAGGAAAGAAAAAAAGAAAAAGCCGAGAAGAGCUUAAAACUCCCUUUAAAGACCAUUGUAGAGACAGUGGAUGUACAUUUAUUGGUACACUUCAUCGAUAUUUUAUAAUCAUGCUUUCAAAUAUCUAGCCAGCUAUCCAUAUUCUCAUGGUAGAUAUUUGAAAUAUUUGCAUUUUUUGUAUUUGUAUCAUACAGACAUAGGCUAGCUAGCAGGCUAGCUGGAAGGCUAACGAGCUAGCUAGUUAGCUAGCUACAUUUUCUUUUUUGUUUGUUGAUGAGAAUGGCAACGACGGCCCUGUACGCGUGUACGAAGUGUAACCAGCGGUAUCCGUUUGAAGAGCUUUCACAGGGACAACAGCUGUGCAAGGAGUGUCGGAUAGCUCACCCUAUUGUAAAAUGCACAUACUGCCGGUCGGAGUUCCAACAAGAAAGCAAGACAAACACUAUUUGCAAAAAGUGUGCUCAGAAUGUCAAACAGUUUGGAACACCCAAACCUUGCCAGUACUGCAACAUCAUAGCUGCCUUCAUUGGUACUAAGUGUCAGCGCUGCACAAACUCGGAGAAGAAGUACGGGCCCCCGCAGACAUGUGAGCAGUGCAAGCAGCAAUGCGCGUUCGACCGCAAGGAGGAGGGCAGAAGAAAGGUGGACGGGAAGCUGCUGUGCUGGCUGUGCACGCUGUCCUACCGCCGUGUCCUGCAGAAAACCAAGGAGCAGAGGAAAGGACUCGGCUCCUCCCACUCCAACUCCUCGUCUCUGAACGAGAAGGAGCACCACCCCAGACACCACCACCACCACCAUCACCACCACCACCACCACCACCAGCGACACAGCAGCUCACACCACAAAUUGAGCAGCCUCAGCCCAGAGCAGGACCAGGGAGUUUGGAAGCAGAGCCAUAAAUCCUCCUCAAUUCAGAACGAAACCCCAAAGAAGAAACCAAAACUGGAGACUAAGCCAUCGAACGGAGACAGCAGUAGCUCCAUCAAUCAGUCGAUGGACUCAGGAGGAACAGACAAUUUCAUCCUGAUCAGCCAGCUGAAGGAGGAAGUGAUGUCACUGAAGAGACUGCUGCAGCAAAGAGAUCAGACCAUACUAGAGAAGGAGAGAAAGCUCACAGAGCUGAAAGCUGACUUCCAGUACCAGGAGUCUAGCAUGAGGGCAAAGAUGAACAACAUGGAGAGGGCACACAAAGAAGCGAUGGAACAGCAACAGACAAAGAACAGAGAGCUGAUGAAGCAGGUAGCAGCCCUCUCUAAAGGAAAGAAGUUUGACAGGGCAGGAAACACACUGCUGCCCCCAUGAGGAUGCCACUGGGACAGUCCCACAGGACAGAGUAAAGAGGAUUCACUGUGUAACACUGUGAAAGCCUGAGGUGGUCUCUCCUCCCUUUGUUUUCCAUCAUUUCGCCAUUCAUUUUGUUAUUUUUUCUCAUUCAGGAUCACAGGUUAAUGCAUCAGACCAAUUCACGUUGCUCCACCUUGAAACAACACAGACAUGUUCUCAUAUACACAUACUUCCUACAUUUUCACAGUCUCACACUCACACUCACACUCACACUCACACUCACACUCACACUCACACUCACACUCACACUCACACACACACACACACACACACAGGAGAGGGCCAUGGGCACUGCCCGUCAACAAGGAAACACUAUGGCAAUAAAACCAAGCUCGCACAGCUGAAUGACUUGAAGUGUGACAAACAUCUCAUGUUGAGUUGCCUUCAUUUCAAUAUGCAGUUAUACAUCAAUUGUGUGUAUUUCUUAGCUUCUCAUCCAGAGUUCAGUGCUAUCAUGUAUUGUAGAAUAAUUUGCUGUACAGCUGUUAACAGCAGUGUUCAGUUGUUUGCAUUAUAACUGCCCAUAGUGUUUUUUAUUAUUUUUUUGUUCCGUAAGCCAGCAAACAAUCUGUUCAUGGACUGUAAAUACACAACAGGUAUGUUAGUUCAAGGAAGCUCCAUGGUUUUCACUUCGGAAUGCAAGGACAGAAUUUUAGCAGAUUUUGCAUGUUGAUGGCCCUUUUCAGGCAUUCUCCAGGUAUUUUGUAUUUGAUUUUAAUUUUGUAAUUUAUUCAGACUUUUUCACCACGAUGCAAAACCUCACAGGACUGCUCACAUCUUGGUUAUAUUUUCAAAGUGGCUAUAAUCAUGUAUUUGAAACUCUCCCGAGAACGGUGCAGAUGGUAUCCUGAAUGCGGCGUUGAGCCAGAAUGGCGGCUUUAAUCUGGGUAUGCAAGUUUGUGACUUCUCCCUCUUUGAUGACCCUCCGCUCUCUCUGAGAUGCCGCAAACAAGGAUUGGCCCGUUUACUGCAUGUCUACACCAGAAGAAGAGCCACUCUGCUGAUUUCAGCACCUUGGACUGAAUCUGCUGUCACGAGUGCCGUUAAGUCAUAAGUGCGGAAAAGCAUUUCUUUUGGUUUGUGCUCCCAAGUCUGGUCACAUGGCAAACUGACCCUUCUGCUGGAUCCAUGCACAUACUGGCGUUCCAGAAGGGGUUCGGAUGGCAAGAGGCAGAUGGGGAAACAAUCAGACCAGGUCUACAAGUGUCAAACCACCAAGGAAAUCAAGCUUAUGAUAUUCAUAGGAAAUGGACUUUUAAAUCCGUUUUUAUUGGAGUUUUUUAGUUUGUUUUUUUUUUUUUUUGUAAUCUU